GUAGCGCAGAGGGAAGUGUGUGGCUGAAGCUACGAUAGUGUUUUUAAUUCUUACAAAGGUGGAUAUUAAACCAUAAAACAACGAUGGGAAGCCAGUCGGAGUUCCAAAAUCAAUUUUCAUUGUUGAUGAGCAAACUUUUGCACUCUACUGUUACAGAAGCAACCAAACUAUUCGAGAAGACGGUGCAGGAAAUGAUAGCAGAGUUAGCCCGAAUAAGAAAACAAAACGAAGUGCUAAAAGAUAACCUAUUUGAUUUUGAAGAUGAUGUUCCUGCCUCGUCGAAUAGACUGGCUUGCUCCAAACGAGAUGUUGGCGUACAGUGCGAUGCCCCUCCUCCUGCCCCCAAAGAGGAUCCCCCACCUCUACCUCCAACCCCCCUACAGAACGCAAAGAAGGAGGAGGAAUUCGCACUUGUGUUUGUCAAAAAAGAGGAGUCCGACACGUAUGACGAAACGCAGGCGUGCAUCUUCGCAAGAAUCUCGGCGGACCAGCCCAGACAGCUGUUGGUUCAGCAGCGUGAUGGUGGCGCUGCAGCAGAGACCUCAUCCGUCCAGCAGGCCAGCCUCAUCCCCAGGCAGGUGCUAGUUCAACAGUUUAGCGGGGGGGAGACAUCAUCAUCCGUCCAGCAGUCCAGCCUCAUCCCCAAGCAGCUGUUAGUGCAGCAGCGGGACGGGGAGACGACGCUGGAGUCCAACCUCAGCAUCGUCAAGCUGGCCGCUUUCCAGGCCACGCGGGACCGCCCCACUGUCACCCUCACCCGCCUCACCUCCUCAGAACUAUCCGCCGCGCAGAACGGAACACUAACCCUGUCGCAGCCAAAGGUCACCGCAGUUGCCUUGACGACGACGACGACGGCAUCGCCACAGAAGCCGAACGGCAUACGGUACCCUCUGCGUCAUUGGCGUCGCCACUGCUGCCCGUUGCCAAAACGCAGCCGCUGCUCAUCCCCAAGACAGAGCCGGAGGAGUGCGAACUUCACGUCGAAGAAAGCGGCGACGUCGAAAGCACAGGCUCGCGGCCGAGCAGCGCCGGCGGCAGCAGCAGCAGCAUCUCCCUGA
This is a messenger RNA of Engraulis encrasicolus (European anchovy), 1058 nucleotides long. RefSeq lists its product as uncharacterized. Bases 84 to 1058 code for a protein of 324 amino acids. Lineage: Eukaryota; Metazoa; Chordata; Actinopteri; Clupeiformes; Engraulidae. The transcript has 4 exons. The record is from RefSeq and is a predicted model, not a curated record.